This is a messenger RNA of Glycine soja, 1528 nucleotides long. RefSeq names its product triacylglycerol lipase 2-like. The record is from RefSeq and is a predicted model, not a curated record. Bases 35 to 1246 code for a protein of 403 amino acids. Gene Ontology annotation, biological process: lipid metabolic process. Gene Ontology annotation, molecular function: hydrolase activity, acting on ester bonds. NCBI's taxonomy places the organism in Eukaryota, Viridiplantae, Streptophyta, Magnoliopsida, Fabales, Fabaceae. The transcript is spliced from 9 exons.
UUAAAAAAUAUUUAUAUUCAUAAAACCUAAAGUCAUGGCUCGCAUGGGUUUGUUGGGUUUCGUUGCUUUGACCUUCUUUAUCUUAGCUUCCGUGCCUCGUCAAGCAUUGGCAUCGAGCCAUGGCUUUUAUGCUAGAAAGAUCUUUCCAGUUGAACCGUCAUCAUUUAAAGGUUUAUGCUCCUCUGCGGUCACUAUUCAUGGCUACGAGUGUCAGGAACUUGAAGUUACUACCAAAGAUGGGUACAUUCUUAGCCUUCAAAGGAUCCCUGAAGGUCGAAGGAAGGUUAGUGGCCGUGAGACUAAGAAACAGCCAGUGAUAAUACAGCACGGAGUAAUGGUGGAUGGAAUGACAUGGCUUAUGAACUCUCCAGAGCAAAACCUGCCCUUGAUUCUAGCAGAUAAUGGCUUUGAUGUGUGGAUUGUUAAUUCCAGAGGAACAAGAUAUAGCCGCAGACACACCUCUCUGGACCCCUCUAUCAAUGCUUAUUGGAAUUGGUCCUUUGAUGAAAUGGUGACUUAUGAUCUGCCUGCUGUUUUUGAUUAUGUGUCCAAACAAACUGGGCAGAAGAUAGACUAUGUGGGACAUUCUUUGGGAACUUUGGUAGCUUUGGCAUCCUUCUCAGAAGGGAAAUUGGUGAAUCAGCUAAAAUCAGCAGCCUUGUUGAGUCCGGUUGCCUAUCUGAGCCACAUGAAGACAGCACUUGGAGUUGUUGCUGCUAGGUCCUUGCUUGGAGAGUUCUUUACCAUUUCUGGUAUGGCAGAAUUUGAUCCCAAAGGGUUACCUGCUACUGAAUUUGUGAAGUUUCUCUGCCUUAACCCUGAGGUGGACUGCACAAACUUGCUUACUGCAAUAACUGGUGAUAACUGCUGCCUCAAUUCUUCAGUUUUUGAUCAAUUCAUUACGAAUGAACCUCAGCCAACAGCAACAAAGAACAUGAUGCACUUGGCUCAGAUUGUUAGAAGUGGGGUUCUGGCAAAAUUCAAUUACGGAGGAAAAUCUCCUCAAAUCUAUAACCUUUCCAAUAUCCCCCACGACCUCCCUCUCUUCAUAAGCUAUGGUGGCGAAGAUGCACUCGCUGAUGUAAUUGAUGUUAGGAAUAUGCUAGCUGACUUGAAGUUCCACGAUGAAGACAAACUAAGUGUUCAGUACAUCAAGGAAUAUGCUCAUGUAGACUACAUUAUGGGAGUCAAUGCCAAGGACUUAGUGUACAAUGGUAUUACUUCAUUUUUCAAGCAUCAUCAUUAGUUUUAAGACUUGACGAGGAGGAGCUUAGCUUAUAAUAUAUAAUUGCACUAAUAGCAACUUAGUUAAGAUGGAAAGUCGUGGAAUAAAAUAAACUAUCACUAACAUCAAUCCAAGUUAUUUUCAGACGAUACUACACCAUGUAUACUAUAGUUUUGUUACAUUUGGAGGGGAAGUUACAUUUGUAUAUAUUUUUCAGUUCCUGUUAGUUUGUUACAGAUGCUGAGAAUGUAUAUAAAAUAUCCUGUUAUUGAAUGAACUUGGAAGACUAUUUUACCACUUUGA